UUUGACAGCCGUGCGCUUCAGUCACACUAUGGCGUCUCAUCAAAUCAGAAUGGGAUUUUUCUACCGCCUUCUGUACCGGAAUUUAUCUUUCGCAAGUUGUUAUCUUACAUCUGGAUUUCUGUGCUGAAAGACGUCAAAUGUAGGCGAAAUGAAGGACGAGGAAAGCACAGCGCGGUCGCUCCAGAGCACCGACACGGAGCGGAGAAGUGCAGCCGGUGUGGAGGAUGUCCAGGCGGGCAGCGGAGCGCCGGUGAUCCCGGUGCUGCACGGAGCAGGAUCGGACCGAGCCCCCGCACCGACAGCCCGAGGAGCAACGGGAAUACGCGUUUUAAAGCGUAACAUGAAGAGGAACGGCAGUCGAGGCUGUGUGACGAGGAAGACACGCUUCGGCUCUCGAGAGCGAGACUGGCUGAAGGGCGACGCUCAGCGAGGCUGUGUGUGUCUGUACGGGGCCUCGGAGCCACUGCCUCCAGCCUCGGGCCCCCAGACCUCCACCAGCACCCAGCCGGACCUGAAGCUGGUGCUCUGCUCCACCAACACCACCGCCGAGGAGCUGUGCGCCCAGAGAGACGUGCAGGGUCUCUAUCUGCAGCUGCACGGAGACCUAAUCAGGAGGCUGGACCCCUCCGAGCGUCCUCUUCAGAUGGUCUAUGACUACCUGACUGCUAUGGGCUAUGAAGACCCGCUCCGUGUCCAGCAGGAAGCCGCCAACUCAGACCUCAGCUGCAUGAUCCGCUUCUUCAGUGAGAAACCGGUGAACGCAGACCAGCAGGAGCGGACUCUUCUGAAAGGUGUGUUCAGCGUCAGGAAGGGGAAGACACAGCUCCAUAAAUGGGCCGAGCGGCAGGUCAUCCUGUGUGGGACGAGUCUGAUCGUGGCCUCUGUCAAGGACAGCCUGACCGGAAAGAUGCACAUCCUACCCUUGGUCGGGGGGAAGGUGGAGGAGGUGAAGCGGAGGCAGCACUGUCUGAUGUUCAGCUCCGCCGGACCGCAGGCUCAGACGUACUACGUUAACUUUGACACGCUGGCCGACUACCAGCGCUGGCUUCGGCAGGCUUCGAAAGUGGUGUCUCAGACCAUCAGUCUGGUGGAUCUGUCCUGCUACAGUCUGGAGGACGUGCCCGAGUAUCUCUUCUACUGCCAGGACGUCACACACCUCAACCUACGACACAACUUCAUGAGUCUGGACGGCCCUGGAGGACUCGCCAACUUCAACAGAUUUGGCCAGCUGAGGAGCUUGAAUCUUUCUCACAAUGGGCUGGGCGUCUUCCCGGAGUCUGUGUGUGAGAUCCAGACUCUGACGGAGCUCUAUCUGUCCUGCAACGGCCUCUCUUCUGUCCCGGCCCGCCUCCAAAACCUCCAGAGCUUACAGACGCUGUGUUUGGACGGGAAUCUCCUGGAGUCUCUUCCGGAGGAGCUGGGAAACCUGACGCAGCUCUGCAGCUUGGGACUCUCCUUCAAUGACUUCCCUCUGGUCCCCGGCGUGGUGGAGCGCCUCGGGGCCCUGGACAAGCUGGCGAUGGCGGGGAACAGGGUGGAGACUCUGGAUCUGUUCAGCCUGCUCCGAAUGACUCACAUUAAGAGUAUUGAUUUACGGUUAAAUGGCCUCCGCUGUGUUAAAAGCGAAACUCUGGAGCCGGUCAAACAUCUCACCCAGCUGGACCUGAGAGACAACCAGCUGACGUCUCUGGACCUGAGCUCGGCCUGCAGUCUGGAGAGCCUGCAGUGUCAGAGGAACCAGCUGAGAGCCCUGACGCUCAGCGGCUUCACCCUGCGCUCGCUCCACGCCAGAGACAACCGUCUGACCACGGUCAACAUCUACCCUGUUCCCAGCCAGCUCACACACAUGGACCUGUCAAGGAAUCUCCUGGAAUACCUGCCAGACUGGGUCUGUGACAGCAGGAAGAUUGAGGUGCUGGACGUCUCCCAUAAUCUGCUGUCUGAGCUCCCGGCCAGAUUUCUCAGCAGUCUGAGUCUGCGUAAACUGCUGGCUGGGAACAACCGGCUGGAGAGACUGGCUGACCUGCUCGAUCACGUCCCGCUGGAAACACUCGACCUGCAGCACAACAAGCUUCGCCAACUUCCAGAGAACUUCUUCUACAAAGCCUUGAAUUUAAAGUAUUUGAAUGUGUCUGCCAAUGCGCUGGAGACGAUCCCGCCGAGCAGCCAAUCAGAGGAGAGCCUCAGCACCCUGCAGGAGCUCUAUCUCACAGGAAACAACCUGAAUGAGAGCUGCGCUGCUCUACUGGUGGGGCAUCAGAACCUGCGGGUCUUGCAUAUGGCUUAUAACCAACUGCAGUCCUUCCCUGCUAGCAAGCUCAGUAAGCUGGAGGUCCUGGAGGAACUGAAUCUGAGUGGGAACAAGCUGAAAAUGAUCCCCUCCACCGUGUCCAGCUGCAAGAGACUGCACACGCUCAUCGUCCACUCCAACCAUAUCAGCGUGUUCCCAGAAGUCCUCAGCCUCCCCGAGAUCAAGCUAGUAGAUGUGAGCUGUAAUGAGCAGACCGAAAUCCUUUUGCCGGACUCUCUGCCUUCAACCCUACAAGAGCUGGAUCUGACCGGCAACAGCAGCCUCAUGUUAGAGCACAAAACACUCAACCUCUUCAGUCACAUCAGUACUUUGAAGCUGGACCAGAAGCCAGCCGUGACCGCAGGAGACACACAGGGCACGUCCGCCCUGUGGGAUCAUGGUUACGCUGAGAUGUGUGGGCAAAGGAACAAGUUGUGUGUGUCUGUGCUGGCUGUGGAUCACUUCGGGGACAGUCCGGACGCUGCUUAUGGGAUUUUUGAUGGCGACCGUAAUGAGGAAGUUUCCAGGUUACUGCAGUGCACCAUGGGAGAUGUAUUGGCAGAGGAGAUACAGCACUCCAGUGUGGACAGUGUAUACAUGAGCAACACUUUCCUUACCUCUCAUAGGAAACUUGGCAUGGCAGGCCAGAAGCUCGGUGCCUCUGCUCUGCUCUGUUACAUCCAUCACGAGUCCUCCGAAGCUGGCCGCUACUUCAGCCUCACUGUGGCCAACGUAGGCACCUGCCAGGCUGUACUGUGUCGUGAUGGGCAACCUCUUGCCCUCUCAAAGGUUUUCAGCCUAGAACAGAGCGCUGAGGAGAUGGAGCGCGUCAAACUGGCAAAAGCUAUUAUCACUGAGGAUAACAAGGUGAGUGGGGUGACAUGCUGCUCACGGUUACUCGGCUGUUCCUACCUGUUUCCUUGGGUGCUUCCCAAACCCUGGGUGCACACAGAGCCUCUGUGUUCUCAGGAUGAGUUCCUGAUCCUAGGAAACAAAGCACUUUUCCAGAAGGUUUCCUACCGGGAGGCAGUGAGCACUGUGCUGGCUGUCAGAGACCCCCGCGCUGCUGCCAAAAAGCUGUGCACGCUGGCACAGAGCUAUGGGUGCCGGGACAAUGUCGGAGCAGUAGUGGUAGCUUUGCAUAUCGGAGAAGACAGCUGUACGUGCGAGCCUCCUCUCUCGACCGCAGAAGCCCGAGGACCACCAGCCCAGACACUGUUACCGAUCUCUGUGUCCCCUGGCGACCCAGCCACGCCGUCAUCUAGCAGUGGCAUCGCCUCGGAGUUUAACAGCGAGAUGUCCGCUUCGGAAGUGGGCAGCGAGGCUGGGUCCACAGCUUCAGACGAGCACCCCUCUUCAGGACCAACGGCUCGUCCGGAGCGCCGCUGUAGUUUGCAUCCGACCGCUACCUUGUGUAACACCGGGCCGCUGGCGAGCCUCGGGCCAGGGGCGCACCCGGCUCUAUUCCAGCGGCAGCCUUCCAGCGCAACCUUCUCAAGCAACCAAUCGGACAACGGACUGGACAGCGACGACGAGGCUCCUUUAGAAGGCGUCAUCUCAAACGGGAGUAAGCUUGAGGUGGAAGUGGACAUCCACUGCUGCGCUUUUCAGCUGCGCUCCGGACCACCGGAAAGUCCCAAGGACCCGGACGGCCGGCAUGAUUCGAGGGGCUCGGAUUAUCCCAACAGCAAAAUGCGGCGGCAAAACAGCGUGGUGGUUUCUGCCACCAACGGCUGCCUGCUGGCCGUAUGCGGCCGAGAGAUCUCGGAUCUGAAGAAGUCUCCUUCAACCUCCAGCCUCUUUGGGAAGAAGCUCUCUAAUGGCUCCGUAGUGGCUCUCGAGGACAGCCACAAUAUUAUUGAGGUAGCACUUGAGGCCCCAAAGAAGAAGUCGGGAUAUUUUGCCGCACCAGCCCAGCAAGACCCGGAAGACCAGUUAAUUAUACCACCCAGUCUGGAGCAGGAUGUGCGGGAGCAGCUGAGAGGACAGAGCCCUGUGGUUCCCGGGCCGCCACCGGCUCCUUCAACGCCGCCUUCAGCAAGAGACCCCAACUGGGACCAUACUCAAUCCACCAUCGCUGGUCUGCACCCCACCACCGUCCUGCAACAGGACGUCUACGACACCGCUCUAUAGCUGGUGCAAGAGGACCACACCAUCGGAGCAUCUCUGCAUCAUAGUGCCACAUCAAAGAGGCUAGCACGCUCGAGAUAAUCCAGUUCUUAUUUAGCGUCAUCACGUGUGGGUCCCUGCAUCUGCAUUCUUGGGCUGAUCUGCGGUGGCCACAUCCAAGUCAAGGAUGGAAAUGGGUGACAAGUCAGGACCGAUGACAUCUUGAAGAUUGAGGUCUCAGAUUGUGGAAAAACAUGGGCUAUUUCUGACCAAAAACCACAGCAUGGAGCUGGAGUACCUCAUUAUCACCAUGCCGUGAGUUCAUUUCGACAUUCGCCCUUUAUAUCAAAGGUCACAGGCUUAAGUAGGCUUCAGUGAUCACAUUUGCCUUCUGGUGGAAAGAUACUAUCAAGCUAAACUGAGACCAAAAGAUGAGAAAAGUGCCUCAUAAAGAUGGUUGAGGUUCAGAGCCUUUACUGUUCUGGUGCAGUGUUGUUCUCCUUCCUUCCCAUAGUGGCGACUAGUCUGUAAUCUGCACUUUUGAAGUCCGUGAGGAAAAGUUUUCAGUUGGAUAUCUUCCCCAUUUGACCUGCUGGAAACAUCCCGCUCCGUUUCAUGGAAAAGAGUUGUCAUUGUGGAAAGAAGUAUUGUUGAAAAAGACAAGAGCGUUCUCCACCGUCCCUGAAAAUAACACAAUACAUAAAUAAUAACACAAUAAUGCACAAUAGAAGAGUACGAUGAACCCAACGUAACAUUCAAACCCUAGAGAGGGAAUCGAUCAAGUGAUGGAGGUCAGAGUGAGAUGGAGACAAAUACUACAUCCAGUGCUCAGAGGAAGCAUCGCCACACCUUUAAGGUCAUUUUGGGGAGCAGAAAGACCUCACAAUCUUGUCUGAACUCCUAUCUUGAGCGGUUUCGGGUUGUCUAGAGUACUUGAAGUUUCGAGUGUGCCAUGACUACAUGACAGAGCCCCUGCUAUACAGCCUUGGGCUGAAAAUAUGUCAUUGGGUCUUUGUAGUAGUGCAGUUUUACUGUGGAUCUCAGUGAAGCUGGGAUAUUUGCUCCUCAUCUCAUAAUCAAGGAAAAAAUGAACAGCUGACAUUGAGGUUUAAUUAUAUAUGAGAGAUCCUGUAUUGUGCGUGUGGGUAUGUGUGCUCUAUUUUAGCCAUUCAUGGUACGUACAAGAACGACCUGGGAAGGAGAAUAUAUUGGUCAUCUGAGUUUGUCAUUGCCACAAUCACAGUAUCAGGGAAUUCUGUGCAGUAAAACACUGUGCUCAUGGUUUGAGGAGACAUCUAGUGGUGUGUAUUGAAAACAAGGGUCUUUCCAGAAAUGUGUGUGUGUGUGUGUGUGUGUGUGUGUGUGUGUGUGUGUAUGUGUAUAUGUAUAUAUAUAUAUAUAUAUAUAUAUAUAUAUAUAUAUAUAUAUAUAUAUAUAUGCAGGAGAUUUAAAGUUAGGGACAGUCGAGUACUAAGCCCAUUGUGAAUUGUUAAUUUACUUAUGUUAUCUAAAGCCCUUUUUUAUUUCGUCAAUUGUAGGGCAUCAGUUGCAUUACAUUAUGUUUUAAUUUAUUAGUUGUACUCUUAUAAUUCAUGAUUUCAUUCAUAGUCUUUACAUAGGAAGCAAAUUCCCAUUGACACUCAUGCACUUCAAAUACAGAAAUGUAAUCACAGCAUCGGCAGGUUUACAACAACAAAAAAUCAUCAACUUGAAAUUGAGCUUUAGCGUGUUUGUAUGCUCAAAUAUGACGUUUAAGAAAUUGCAUCUCACGAUUCAGAUCUUUUUUUAAUUACUGUUCUCCAUGGUCAUUUGUGCCAAACUUGCAUACAGAUUUGUGUUCGUUAUGAGAAAAAGCUGCCACGUAACUAACCUGGAUCCCAGUAUUUAACUACGAGGAAGGUUUUGAACUUUAACUUUUACUUCCAUUAACCUGUCUUCAAGCAUUAGAAAGAUAUUCGAGGGGUUAAUUAUAAUUGCCUACAGACCUGAAACUGUAGCUCUAGUGCCAAAAGAUGCGUAGUAGUGGUGCCUGAAGGGAAGGUAGGUUAUUUUGAGUAUUUCGGCCAUCCCUUGUGUGCUCCUAAAGCCAGUAUUGUGCACGCAGCAGCAUCAUGGCCUUAAAACAGGUUUCCUCAAUCUUUUCUUUAGUGUUUCUAUUCCAAUUCCCUUUUUUUCACUCAAAAAUGACAUUUUCUAGAAAUAUAUCCUUAGAUUCCCUAAAUCAUUUAGAGCUGUAUGCUAUUAAACAAUCUUAUAAAGUAAAAUAGUUUUACACUGUGUAAGCACUUUGUACAUGGCUCAGAUUUAAGAAUUGGAUUUUACCGAUUGUCGAAAUGCAGUCGUCAUUAGGCUUUGAUUUGUGGCCUCUUUUAUGUCUUUAAUAACCCCUGAAAAUGUCAUUUGUUCUGUUUGGUUGAAAGGCGAGAUGUGGUUGAGGCACAACAUGCUGAGUCAUACUGUGCUAAGAGGCAGAGUUCAAGCAUUUGACGGCGUGCUUUGUUUGCAGGAUCUAGUCCAAGUCUGCUAAUAGCUAUAGAAGCAUUACAUCCCUCGCAGUGCUUUAACAUUGAAAGGAAACAACAUCACUGAUACAGCCACUUUAUUACCACUUUGAGAGCACCUUCUAUAGACCUAUAACAUGGUGCAUAUCUGAAUCAUGCUUAAAAAUGACAUAUGCAACAAUUAUAUGACUCUAAUAAGAUUAGAAUAUUGAAGAAUAUUGAAGAAUAGGACUGGGAAAAAUCCAUAAAUGUGUUUGUUUGUUGGUGUCAAGUGCAGUGUACUGUUGUGGAGAGUGUCUAUUGUUUUUCCAGGCAAUUAUGCUAGUUGCUUUUGCCACAAAUGUUGUAUUUUAGAUCCCUUAAACAUUUGUGCUCUGUGCUCUCCUGGCCAAAACAUGAUGAGGUGAACCUCAAGUUGCUGAAAAUGUUGGCCUAAUAGAGUUUUCCUUGACGUUAUAUGCAAAUAGCCAUCAGGUUUACAUUCAUUUGUUAAAGGAACAGCUGAACCAAAACAAAAUCUCAUUAUGUCACUGUUUUAGUUAGCAUUGACUUCAAAAAAAUCUCUAAAUAUCCUCUAUGUUCCACAUAAGAAAGUGAAAUCACAUGAGAGUAAGUGAAUUUUUUGGGUGAACUAUCCCUUUAAUUGUAUGCCUAAGAACACAAAAGCAUAUAUUCCCCGCUCACAUUAUAAAGUAGAUUUUUUUUUUUAAACAAUAGUUUAUAACUAAAGGACAUGAUCGGGGAUCUAAAAUUCUAUCAUGACGCAUUUUUAUUUAUUUAUUUAAUGUUAUUAGGAUGAUUUGUUUGCCAGUAACUUUCUCUGAUUUUAUUGUAACUGGAUUUUGCAACUCGUGUGUGAACACUUAGGCAA
Carassius gibelio (silver crucian carp) is the source of this 7771-nucleotide messenger RNA. RefSeq names its product PH domain leucine-rich repeat-containing protein phosphatase 2. Gene Ontology annotation, molecular function: protein binding. The record is from RefSeq and is a predicted model, not a curated record. Lineage: Eukaryota; Metazoa; Chordata; Actinopteri; Cypriniformes; Cyprinidae. The transcript is spliced from 19 exons. The coding region runs from base 149 to 4423 and encodes 1424 amino acids.